GUAAAAAGCUAUUUUAAUUUGUUUCGUCAGAGACCCUUAACGAUACCGUCUGUCUGAAUUUUUUUUUUUACCUUACCCCUCAACACGGCUUGCUUUUGUCUGUACACAUAGAAACACAUUUCCCACAACCCCUUCACACAAAAAAAAUCAUCCUCGAAUGAGAAGUAUCAAAUCUGUAGUAGUUGGAGAUGGUGGAGUUGGUAAAACUUGUCUUUUAAUAUCAUACACCACAAACACCUUCCCAAAUGACUACAUUCCAACUGUCUUUGACAACUACUCUGCAUCCGUCAUGAUCGAUGGGGAACCCAUAAAGCUUGGUCUUUGGGAUACUGCCGGCCAGGCUGAGUAUGAUAGAUUAAGACCUUUGUCUUACCCACAAACAGAAAUUUUCCUUUGUUGCUUUUCAGUAAUAAGUCCUGCUUCUUUCUCCAACAUUAGUAGCAAAUGGAUACCGGAGAUCUAUCAUCAUUGUCCAAAGGACAUUCUUGUGUUGCUUGUAGGAACCAAGACCGAUUUAAGAGAUGAGCCUCAUGUAUUGGAUGAAUUGACUGAUAAGGGUCUUAAACCAAUCACUUAUCAACAAGGGGUUAAGUUGGCCAAGGAGUUGGGUGCUGUUGAUUAUUUGGAAUGUUCUGCAGCCACUCAAGUUGGUGUUAAGGAGAUUUUCGACUAUGCUAUUCGUGCAGUUUUAGAACCAGUUAAGGCUGAAGAAGAAUAUACUAAAGCUUCUGAUUCAACCACUGGUGGGCAUAACUCCGCGGCAUUUGGCAACAACAAUGCAUCCUCCAAUAAAAAGAAUGCUUCUGGUCUCAAUAAUCUUUCUCUGAGAAAGAGAAGAGUCAAGAAGGCUAAAAAAUGUACAAUUUUGUAAAGAAAGGAUAUCUUAAUCAACUUUGUUUUACAAUACCAUUGACUCCUUUAUCCACUCGCUUUUGAUUUCCAAACUGACGGAUUGGUUAUAUUCACAGGAUCUAUUAUAGGCGAUAUCAUUCAUUACCAAUAUUGAUA
Messenger RNA from [Candida] anglica, 1008 nucleotides. Lineage: Eukaryota; Fungi; Ascomycota; Pichiomycetes; Serinales; Debaryomycetaceae. The record is from the annotation of a GenBank genome assembly.